Molecule: messenger RNA, 842 nt
Organism: Fusarium redolens
Lineage: Eukaryota; Fungi; Ascomycota; Sordariomycetes; Hypocreales; Nectriaceae
Exons: 1
Coding region: 215-490 (91 amino acids)
Source: RefSeq, a predicted model, not a curated record
ACAUACACCACUUCAAGACUCGGUUAGAUGCUGGCUCUUGAUCAAAUGGGAGCUAUUCAAGUGCUUGCCAAACGUCUCCUCAAAGCACAAGGCGUAGACGAAGAAAGCAAUCAAGGAGGCAGCCAAACAAUAGGGUUUCACACAGAAACGAAGUCCUCGCCUUCUGCAAGGUUUACCCUCGAUCUUCAACAUGCGACCAUUCGGUACCUAGACCAUGGACGUCAUUCUUCGCUACCAAUCAAUACUUGACAUCAUACAAAACCACGCACCAUAUCACAAACAAAGUCCCAGACUUCCGACAGCGGGAUCACAAAUGUCCCGUCGUCAAUCGGCUCCGGCGUCGGCGGCCGGUAGGAUACCGAUACGGGCCGUCGCACAUGCAAUAAACGUGGCUCCGUCCAAGGCAGAUGCUCAAAAACACGCAAGAUGUGAACAAACACGGCAAUUGAGCAGAAUAGAGGGGAAAAAAACGAUGUCACGUAAACGUUAGAAGCCCACAUAACAUUGUUUGCCCGUCGAUAUGUUUAGCAACACCAUGCAUGACGGGGCGUGAUGCAAGUCAUGAGCUGAGGGAAGAUCCCUGCCGAGGCCUUCUGGGGUUCCACAGGCCUAGAUCUCUAGCGGUCAAUGCCAUCGGACAGCGCUGUGAAAUGUCAACGAGGCAAUCGCCCGCAGACCGCUCUCUUGGGGUCAACUGAUAGCCGUCAUUGGAAAUUGUUUGUGGUACGCUUAAUAAACGUGUAUAUCCGGAACUUAUUGACAGAAACGUUGCGUACGGUGAAUGAGAGGUAAAGCCACCUGCCGGUCACUGUAACAGGGUCCAGCCUGUGCCUCUCACCGUG